AUCCCUCGGCCUCUCUACCUUCAAAUACUUUUGAUGUUCAUACAAACCAACGAUUAUGUUCGGUUUUGUUGAAUGAGUUCAAUUAUCUUCCUUGGUCAAGAUCUGUGCAGUUAGCUCUUGGUGGAAGAUCAAAGCUUGAGUUUAUUGACAAAAGUACUGUUGUUCCUGAUGUCAAUUCUUCUCAGUAUAAAUCUUGGAUUGCCCAAGAUAAGAUGGUGCAGACAUGGCUACUUAAUUCUAUGGAAUUACAUGUUGCUGAAAUUUUCAGUUAUUAUGAAUCUUCUGCAGAUUUAUGGGAUGCUGUUAAAGAGAUGUAUGGAAAUCAAAAUAACGCGGCACGAGUUUUUCAACUCAAAAGAGACAUUGCAUGUCUUCAACAGGAAGCUUUUGGCUAAUCUUGCUCCUGAUUACGAAGAUCUCCGUAGUCAUAUACUUAUGAAUUCUGAGCUUCCUUCUCUAGGGAGUGUUUGUGCUACUAUUCAACGGGAAGAAGUCCGAAGAAAGGUCAUGAAUUGUAACCUCAAAACUGAGGUAUCUGAAGCCCGAGAAUAUAUGUUCAAUCAUAAACGAUCUGAAGAAAGAAGUUACAAGGGAAAGAGACCUGAGUUGAAGUGCAAUCAUUGUCAUAAUCUUGGUCAUACAGUGGACCGAUGUUGGGUACUUCAUCCUGAAUUGAAGCCUAAGUUUCCGAGAGAGAAUAUGCCUCAGAAACGGACUCAACCUUCGGGAUAUAAGGCUAAUCAUGUUACAACCAUGGCUGGAGAUGGAUUGUCAAGGUUCUCCUCAAGUCCAAUAACUCUUAUUAAUGAGUUUGCUUCUUAUCUUCAAGCAAAGCAAGGUGAAUCUGAUAACAAUGGGAAGUCAGCUGCCUUACAUGGUCAAUUUGCUGGAUUUCUAUCUGAAGAUAAAAAUGGUGCAACUGAUGACACAUCAGAUUCAGGUGCCACUGACCACAUCACAAAUAAUCCUACAAAUCUGUUUGAGUUUAAGUUCUUAUCUCCACCUUCCCAAAUAUGUGUUGCUAAUGGUAAUACUGUAUCUGUUGUUGGACAGGGAAAGGAUUUAGUCACCAAGAAGACGAUUGGUGAGGGAUUUUUCUUUCAAGGCUUAUAUUAUCUUCUCAAAGAUUUUCACAAGGGAUUUCAUUACAUUCGGAUGUCUGGGGUCCUGUUCUUGAGUCCUUUGAUGGUUACAAAUAUUUUGUCACCUUUGUUGAUGACUUUUCUAGAUUCACCUGGUUGUAUCUCUUGA
Molecule: messenger RNA, 1251 nt
Organism: Tripterygium wilfordii
Lineage: Eukaryota; Viridiplantae; Streptophyta; Magnoliopsida; Celastrales; Celastraceae
Exons: 6
Coding region: 169-1251 (360 amino acids)
Source: RefSeq, a predicted model, not a curated record